Molecule: messenger RNA, 608 nt
Organism: Episyrphus balteatus (marmalade hoverfly)
Lineage: Eukaryota; Metazoa; Arthropoda; Insecta; Diptera; Syrphidae
Exons: 5
Coding region: 73-546 (157 amino acids)
Molecular function (GO): odorant binding
Source: RefSeq, a predicted model, not a curated record
UAGUAUAAAUUCAGUUGAGACCAAUUGCUCGAUUUUAGUUUAGUUGAAAACAUCUAGUGGAAAUUUUGUGAAAUGAAGGAAUAUUCAAUUGGAUUGUUCGUAGUUUUAAUCAUUACCUUGAGUAAAGCAGCAACAGUACCAGACCGUGAUGCACUCUUAAAAUUCGUUCGAGCUGCAAUAGACGAUUGCUAUGAAGAUGAUGCCAAAACAAUUAAAGUAGAAGCAACUGGUGCUGCUUUUGAGUCUUUAAUCACUAGUGAUCCCAAUCCACCACGUGCAACAAAAUGCAUGCGCUUUUGUGUUAUGAAGUCUCACAAUUUGUAUAAUGAGGACAACACCCUGAAUAUUAAACAAGUUCAAGAACUUUUCAAACACGUCUAUCCAGAAAUAAUGGACGAGACGAAACUUAAUAUCGUUGGAGAAACAACAGAGCAAUGUGUGUCACAGUCAGCGACAGUAGAGGACAGAUGUGAGAAGUCCCACGAUAUAGCCAUGUGCAUGAUUACUAAGCUUGCCCAACGAGGAAUCGAUAUAAAACAAAUUUGAUGAUACCUAUGAUAAGGUAUUAUUAUUGGUUUUAUGUAAAUAAAAUUAUGUUCACUGAAUAA